Molecule: messenger RNA, 1545 nt
Organism: Dissoconium aciculare CBS 342.82
Lineage: Eukaryota; Fungi; Ascomycota; Dothideomycetes; Mycosphaerellales; Dissoconiaceae
Product: glycosyltransferase family 31 protein
Exons: 1
Coding region: 1-1545 (514 amino acids)
Molecular function (GO): acetylglucosaminyltransferase activity
Source: RefSeq, a predicted model, not a curated record
AUGCCGACCACCCGCUCGGCGCGGACAUCGUGUCUGCUCAUAAUCGCACUCUUCCUGGUCAUAUUCUUCUGGAGGCCGGAUUACGAUGCGUCUCCGAACAGUUCAUACGAGGACUCAAUUGCUCAGUCAUCCUCACAUCUGAAUCAAUCCUAUGCAUCGCCAGUCGUGCCUGCCAAGCCUGUUGAGUCUGAGAAGCCGAUCGAGCCCGUCAAGCCGAUAGAGACCGCGAAGCUCCCAAUCGCACAUCCAGACAUGUGCCGAAAAAGCUUGGAUUUCUUGGAUCUGGAAGAACACGCUGGUAAUGUUGUAUACUCGAGACAAUGCAUCCGAGCGGUCCCCAAGCGAGGGCUGAAGCCAGAAUCAACAAUCGACAUCGGCCGGCCCAUGUUCGAUACCGCCUACACCCUUGAUACAAGUGCGGAAGAUUGCGCACUUCCGAUUUGCAAUGAGCCCUUCGAGGUAUACUACCCCGAGACUUCCCACAAACCCUCCGAGAAUGCUUCGUCGUUGCUCUUCGGAGCAGCCACAAGCAUGGAACGACUCGACCGUGCCUUUCCGUUUAUGCAGCGCUGGCUCGCUGGAACCGGGAGCACACUCGUGGUCAUUGUCACCGACAACUCGUCCGCGAGCGAGCUCCAGGCCAUGGAGCAAAAGGCAGGAGCCGUGGGCGUGCAAUUCACUUUACUGUCACAACGUGAUUUCGGAGGCGAGCAGGAUCCGACCGCGCUACACUUCAAAGUAGUACAGGCGCUGAGCCAACACCGUCAACCGCAUCACGACUGGUUCGGCAUCAUCGACGACGACACUUUCUUCACCUCCCUCAGCGCGCUUCUAGACGCGGUGAAACCAUACGAUCCCGAGGGUCGUUGGUACCUCGGCGCGCUCUCGGAGUCAUGGUACCAGGUCUCAAUCUUCGGCAUGAUGGCGUACGGCGGCGCCGGGAUCUUCCUCUCCGGACCCGUCCUCGAAGCACUACACACCAACCUCGAUGUCUGCACCGGCACAGACACCGGCGACCGCCUAUUCAUGAGCUGCCUCUACAACACCGUCUCGCCGCCAGUCCAACUCACCAUCCUCCCGGGUCUCAACCAGAUGGACAUCGACGAACCCGUGGACGGCUGGUACGAGAACGGACGGAAACCGGUCCUAAGCCUGCACCACUACGACGGCUGGGCGCACGUGCCUGUGCACCUCGGUCACGAGGUCACCGGGAUCUGCGGACAUGACUGCUUCCUCCAGCGGUAUCGCUUCGCAGACGAUGUCGUGCUGACGAACGGUUUCAGCGCGGUGCGGUAUCCGCAGGGCCUGGCGCAGAUCGACCUGGGGAAGACCGAGGCCACCUUUGUGAACAGUGAUGAUUUGGACGGAUAUGCCCCGAGUUUGGGACAGCUGCGGCCGAAACUCAGCCCAGAAGAGAAGGUGAGUUGGCGGAUGGAACAUGCGGUGAAGAGUGAGGAUGGAAGGGUGCGGCAGUUUUAUAUCCGCAGGCGGGAUGUAGAUGGUGCGGAAGAGAUCAAUGUGCUUGAGAUUGAUUGGAGCGCGUAG